Molecule: messenger RNA, 1556 nt
Organism: Gasterosteus aculeatus aculeatus (three-spined stickleback)
Lineage: Eukaryota; Metazoa; Chordata; Actinopteri; Perciformes; Gasterosteidae
Source: RefSeq, a predicted model, not a curated record
UUCCCAGCGGUGACCCGGAUGUUCGUGUUGUUCUUUAUGGUUCGGUGACGCAGCGAGCUGAAGUCCAGCGACCGUCUGAAAACAUAGUUCGUCUCUUCUUCUCUGCCCUUUGACAAAGAUGUCCAGACUCCGCGGUCUGAAGGCUUUCAUCAACCAUCGGCUAACUGCGGCUGUCGAAGACAUUUUGGGACACUUUGAGAGGACGAUAACCGAGUAUGAGGAGGAGAUGGACUGUCGGCACAGAGAGCUGCUUCGCGCGGCUUCCGCAACUCAAAUGAAGCUCCACGUGCAGUCAGACGUCAAGCAGCCUUUGGAGACUGAAGAGGAGCAGGAGUGGAACUCCAGUCUAGACAAGGAACACCCAGAACUCCCCCACAUUAAAGAGGAACAGGAGGACCUCUGGACCAGUCAGGCGGGAGAACCGCUUCAAGGGCUGGAGGAGGCUGGUAUCACCAUAUUCACCUUCACACCUGUUAAGAGUAAAGAAGAGGAGGUUCAGUCCUCACAGCUUCAUCAGAGACAAACUGAACAGAUGAAGACAGAAGGUGAUGGAGAAGAGUGUAGAGGACCAGACUCCGGUCCAGUGACUGUAGAGAAGACCGGAGACUCUUCUGAACCUCAGACUAAUCUGUGUGAUGAUACCAGCAAACAUCAGUCCAGUUUAUACUCUCUAAAUAAAGGUGACGUUCCUGUAGACAACGUGGAAUUUAAUGAAUCCAAAAAAUCUUUCAUCUGCUGUGAAUGUGGCCGGACGUUCUGUCGCAAAGACAGCCUACUGCGACAUAUGCGAUUUCACACGGGAGAGAAACCAUAUGGCUGCUCCGCAUGCGGCAAAGGCUUCUCGCAGAGGCCGAACUUGAUCCGCCACAUGAGGUGUCACUCCGGGGAGAAACCGUUCCGCUGCUCCUUCUGUGACGCCAGUUUUGCAGUGCGCAGCGGCCUGAUGAAUCACUUGAGGAUCCACACGGGGGAAAAGCCGUUCAGCUGUCUUUACUGCGACAAGAGCUUCACCCAGAAGGGAGGUCUGAAGAAGCACAUGACAGUCCACACGGGAGAGAAACCCUUCGGCUGUCCGGUGUGUGACAAAACCUUUUCUCAGAAAGCCAACCUGACAUACCACUUCUCGCUACACACGGGCCAGAAGCAGUUCAGCUGCGGUGUCUGCGACAAAAGGUUCACGUGGCAGUCGCAGGUCAGGAGUCACAAGUGUGUCGGCUUGGCCAUCGGUAACUGAAGCCGUGGACAGGGAUCGAUGCCUUACCUAAUGUUACUUGGUGACCCCUGCUCACACCGACCAUUUCUGUUGUCAAGAUAUAUUUUUCUCCUCUAUUUAACAAAAGUGCAUGAGGCGUUCUCCCUUUGUCGUAAAAAACGCCACUGACUUCAGGGAGACUGCGAAGACGGGUACGUGGUACUCAUGGCGCUACCACCUACGUGAUGAUUCCCACGGUAAUCGUCUCUGCAAAGUCCUCCAACUGAGCCUUUUUUGCGGAUAUGCUGACACAUCUUUCUAUGAUACUACUAAAUGUGUAUUCAAUAAAUGUCUGUGAUCACCA